Papaver somniferum (opium poppy) is the source of this 528-nucleotide messenger RNA. RefSeq lists its product as uncharacterized. The transcript has a single exon. The record is from RefSeq and is a predicted model, not a curated record. Bases 1 to 528 code for a protein of 175 amino acids. NCBI's taxonomy places the organism in Eukaryota, Viridiplantae, Streptophyta, Magnoliopsida, Ranunculales, Papaveraceae.
AUGGUGUGGGUUCGUUUUCCUGGUUUAGGUUUAGAAUUCUGGAAUGAAAAAAUUCUAUUUACAAUCUGUAAAGAAUUUGGUACUCCAAUUAAGAUUGAUAAUGCUACUGCAAAGUGUGAAGUGGGUUAUUAUGCAAAUGUUUUGGUUGAAGUAGAUUUUGCAAAGCACAUACCUCAUAAAGUAUGGAUUGGAACUAAAUAUGGAGGUUUUUUUCAAGAUGUUCUGAUUCCUAAUUGUCAUAAAUUCUGUUCAUCCUGUAAAAUUGUUGGUCACUCAAAUGCUGAAUGUAGAGUGGAGAAGUAUAAAGGGGUAAAUGAGCAGCAAGAAACAUCUAGGACUCAAACAAAAACAAUGGAAGAUAAGAGUAAUACAAAAGAGAAGUUUAACCCAGUACCUUUUUAUAUAUGUGACUUUACACCUAAAGGGGAUUCAGUUGUAGAUUCUACUCAACAUAAUGUUUCAUCAAGCAUCUCAAGUGGUGAAGUUUUGUUACAGCAAAGCAAAUUUAGUCCUCUAGACAUCGAAUAA